CUCAGUCCCAGCCCCGCCGCCAUCUUGUUUCACCGCCACUUUGCGCUCGCUCCGUCUGUCACAUCCCCGCCCCCCCUUCCUCGUUGCGCCCGGGAGCGCGCGGGCUGCGGUUGACGCACUAGCACUUGCACCCGCCACCGGAACGUAGCGGAAGCCACGGACUCUUGAUUAGCUUGCUUCCAAAAUGUCCACAGAUGGGGGCUUUGGCUCAGGAGGCAACAGUGAUGCCCAGCAAUGCCUUCAGUCUUUUUGGCCUCGGGUCAUGGAGGAGAUUCGAAAUCUUACAGUGAAAGAUUUCAGAGUUCAGGAACUUCCAUUGGCACGCAUAAAGAAGAUCAUGAAACUAGAUGAAGAUGUAAAGAUGAUCAGUGCAGAGGCGCCUGUUCUGUUUGCCAAGGCUGCUCAGAUAUUCAUCACAGAACUGACACUACGGGCCUGGAUACACACAGAGGACAACAAGCGCAGGACCCUGCAGAGAAACGACAUUGCCAUGGCCAUCACUAAGUUUGAUCAGUUUGACUUUCUCAUUGACAUUGUUCCGAGGGAUGAACUUAAACCUCCCAAACGCCAGGAGGAGGUGCGCCAGGCUGUGACCCCGGCAGAGCCUGUCCAAUACUACUUCACACUUGCUCAGCAGCCUGCAGCUGUCCAGGUGCAGGGGCAGCAGCAAGGGCAACAGACGACCACGUCCACCACGACCAUCCAGCCAGGGCAGAUCAUCAUAGCACAGCCUCAGCAAGGGCAGACCACCCCUGUGACUAUGCAAGUCGGAGAAGGGCAGCAGGUUCAGAUUGUGCAGGCUCAGCCACAGGGGCAGGCUCAGCCAGCACAGAGUGGGACUGGGCAGACCAUGCAGGUCAUGCAACAGAUCAUCACCAAUACUGGAGAAAUUCAGCAAAUACCGGUACAUCUCAACGCCGGUCAGCUGCAGUAUAUCCGCUUAACUCAGCCCGUUUCUGGUGCCCAGGUGGUCCAGGGCCAAAUCCAGACACUUGCAGCCAACACACAACAGAUUGCACAGACAGAGGUUCAGCAGGGACAGCAACAAUUCGGCCAGUUUACAGACGGACAGCUCUACCAGAUCCAGCAGGUGACCAUGCCUGCCGGCCAGGACAUCACCCAACCCAUGUUCAUCCAGUCCACAAAUCAGACAACAGAUGGACAGGCCGCACAAGUUACAGGAGAGUGAGUUGGUCCAGCAAGAGGGCUGCGGGAUGUUAUGGAAGUUACACCAUCUUGAUUGAUGUACUGCCAACCAGAGGCCCUCUUCAGCUCUUCUCCAUCCCUUCCCCAAUAUAUAUCUGCAUUUGAUAUAAACCUGCAAAGGGCAGCAAUCUACGUUGUAUUAUAUGAACUCCUUCAAUCUGGUGGGAGGCAAGGAAACCCCACAAACUGACAAUGUUGCAAUAUUUUUCUUUUUUUUCUUUUUUUAAAAGAAAAUGGCAAAUUCUACAUUGCUCAGCAAUUCUGCUUUGUAUAUAACUGGUGAAUUUUUAUAGGGCUCUGUCAAAAGCAGUGUAUCUGUUUCCCUGUUUCUUCAUUGGUGCAGCAUCUUUUCCUUGUCCCUCCCACAUCCCUGUCCAGUAAACUUCAUCUUCCAGGACUUUCAACCUUGGAACAACCUUGCGUUUGCUGCAUAAGCUGGACAUAUCCCCAUCUUCAUAUUUCAGUCGGGAAGUGUGGGUGUAUGCGUGUGAAAGGUUUAUCUCUUUUUAAUGUCCCCAAUCUAAGUAUUGUUAACUUCAGCUUCUGAGGGAGGGGGCAGGGAGGGGAGUAAACCAGCCCCAGCAAUUCUGUAUUAAACCUGUUUUUGAAGGCGGCUUUCCCCAACGUAUGGCGCCCUCCAGAUGUUCUGGACUACAACUGGCUGGGGCAUUCGGGGUGGGGAAUCACGUUGGGGAAAGCUGCCCCUAAGGCUUUAAUAUUGGCCUUGAACUAUUUUUUGAAAUACUUUCAGUUUGGAUGCACAGAUAUGAGUUAUUGGUUAACUGUAUGAAGUCUCGGUCAAUGCAUGUGUAUAAUACAGCUGCAUGAAAUGCAAUAAACUUGUUUUCUAUGAUA
Zootoca vivipara (common lizard) is the source of this 2061-nucleotide messenger RNA. RefSeq names its product nuclear transcription factor Y subunit gamma (gene NFYC). Lineage: Eukaryota; Metazoa; Chordata; Lepidosauria; Squamata; Lacertidae. The record is from RefSeq and is a predicted model, not a curated record. Gene Ontology annotation, cellular component: nucleus; CCAAT-binding factor complex. Gene Ontology annotation, molecular function: RNA polymerase II cis-regulatory region sequence-specific DNA binding; protein heterodimerization activity; DNA-binding transcription activator activity, RNA polymerase II-specific. Gene Ontology annotation, biological process: regulation of transcription by RNA polymerase II.